This is a messenger RNA of Xenopus tropicalis (tropical clawed frog), 3758 nucleotides long. RefSeq names its product collagen, type IX, alpha 1 (gene col9a1). Lineage: Eukaryota; Metazoa; Chordata; Amphibia; Anura; Pipidae. The transcript has 38 exons. Gene Ontology annotation, biological process: animal organ morphogenesis. The coding region runs from base 74 to 2845 and encodes 923 amino acids. The record is from RefSeq and is a predicted model, not a curated record.
AUUAGAUGCUCUCUCAGAAUCCUAGUGCCUAGAGGUACGGUACCAGGAUUCGGAUGACCAGCAAGAAGCAGCAAUGAAGGGCAUUUGGAAAGCUCCGCUUGCCUUGUAUAUAUACAGCUUGCUGGGACCUUUGGUGUCUGCAACAAUAGAACAUUAUACAAGAUUUCCUUUUAACAUAAAGUUCAACCAUGUGCAGCACAAGUGUCCACCUAUUACCAAGGAGCAAGAUGAUCUUCCAGGGUUUGACCUGAUUUCUAAGUUCCAGAUCGAUAAAGCUGCUUCUGUGGGAGCUAUUAAGACUGUUGUGGGUACAUCUCCAUUCCAAGUGGCUUAUCAGUUAGGCACUAAUGUUGAUUUCAGGAUUCAAACAAGAUACAUCUACGCCAGUGGAUUACCAGAAGUAUAUUCAUUCAUGUUUACCUUCCGAAUGAGGGAUGGCACACAGAACAAAUACUGGAGUGUCUGGCAAAUUAUCGACUCUAAUGGGAAACAACAGGCAUCAAUCAAUUUCAAUGGCCCAAAAAAGGCUCUAGAAUUCGUAUACAAGGCAACAGAUGGGCAAAUCCAUACUGUUACCUUUCCUAAUCUUCCCUUCCUAUUUAACAAUAAAUUUCACAAGGUUAUGUUCAGCGUGGAAAAGACAAAACUCACCCUGUAUAUCGACUGUAUUAAAGUUGACACAUUCACUUUGGUUCCACGAGGCAAAAUCACAGUAGAUGGUUAUACGGUCCUGGGGAAGCUAAAGAACAACCAUGAGAUAGCUGUGCCGUUUGACCUACAGUGGAUGUUGAUUCAUUGUGAUCCCUUGAGACCUCAAAGAGAAGCCUGCACUGAACUGGAGGCCAAGAGAGAUGUCGAGAUGGCCCUGCUAGAGAGAGGACCACCCGGCCCUGCUGGGCCAAUGGGACCCCCCGGGCCCCCAGGAGUUCCUGGCAUUGACGGUAUCGAUGGAGACAGGGGUCCAGACGGUCCUCCGGGCCCACCGGGUCCGGACGGCGACCCAGGCAAAUCUGGAUCACCGGGAAUACCUGGCGAGCCCGGGGCUGAUGGACUGACAGGACCAAUAGGAUCUCCCGGCCCACUUGGACCAAGAGGGCAGAAAGGUGAACCCGGACUGCCAGGUCCUCGUGGAUUACCAGGCACUGGUGCUCCUGGACCAAGGGGGGCUCCAGGUGCCCCAGGACUUCCUGGAGAGUUAGGGCGUGGUGGACCAAUGGGUGAUGUUGGUGCAAGAGGUGUUCCAGGACUACCAGGACCGCCAGGGCCAAGAGGUCCAACUGCCCAAGGAGAACCCCUGUGCCCCAAUGCAUGCCCACCAGGAAGACCAGGAUAUCCAGGCUUGCCAGGCAUGAAGGGUCACAAAGGUGCAAAAGGAGAAGCUGGGGAGCCAGGAAAACAAGGCCAUAAGGGAGAAGAAGGUGAACAAGGAGGAGUGGGGGACAUUGGUUCUCAGGGACCUCCGGGGCCACAAGGUCUGAGAGGUAUCACUGGCAUAAUGGGAGCCAAAGGCAGCAAGGGUGCCCGUGGGACUGAUGGAGAGCCUGGUCCUCGGGGAGUAGCUGGUGCGACUGGUGAUCAAGGUCAGCGUGGUGCUUUGGGAGAAACUGGGCCAAAAGGGGAACGGGGACCAGUUGGACCAAGGGGCAUAACUGGAAUGCCAGGAUCUAAAGGAGAGUCGGGGUUGCCUGGUGUUGACGGUCGUGAUGGAAUUCCGGGAUUGCCAGGUGGAAAGGGUGAAUCUGGAGAACCGGGAGCUCCAGGGGAAGCUGGGCUUCAGGGAUUGCCGGGUAUGCCAGGCAAUCCUGGUGCCAAGGGAGCAGCUGGAGAGAAGGGCAACACUGGAGCUCCAGGAGUACCUGGCCUAAUGGGAAACUCUGGUAAACCUGGUGAUCAAGGACCACAAGGGGAAGUUGGCCCAAGAGGACCUGUUGGUCCACCGGGUUCAAGAGGAGAAGGGGGCCCUACUGGUCCCCUUGGACCACCUGGGAAACAAGGCCCUCAAGGAGAUCCUGGUUUUAUUGGUCUGCCUGGUCCUCCUGGCCUUCCGGGACUUAAAGGUGACAGGGGUACAGUUGGUGAGACUGGACCUAAAGGUGAGCAGGGUCCUGGUGGAGAAGAAGGGUUUUCGGGAGAAAAGGGAGAGCUGGGUGAAUUUGGAAAGCCUGGUGCAAAAGGAUCUACUGGAAGCCCUGGGGAGUCAGGUAAUCGUGGCCCAGAAGGAAGCCGUGGACUGCCUGGAGUAGAAGGUCCUCAGGGAUCAGCUGGUCCUCGGGGUAUGCAGGGGGAGCAAGGUGCACCUGGAUUACCUGGAAGCCAAGGACCUGCUGGUAGAGAACCAACUGAUCAACACAUUAAGCAAGUCUGCAUGAGGGUUCUUCAGGAACAAUUAGCCCAGUUGGCAGCCAGUCUACGUAGACCUGAAUCUGGGGCUGCAGGUCUUCCUGGACGACCAGGUCCACCAGGACCUCAAGGGUCACCAGGUGAUAAUGGCUUACCUGGGCAUGCUGGCCCUAGAGGACUUCCAGGACUCAAAGGACCUUCUGGUGAGAUUGGUCUUAAAGGUCCAAAAGGUGAUGCAGGAGAAAGAGGUGAAAGAGGAUUACCAGGAAGAGGUCCAAAGGGAGCACCUGGUUUGCCAGGUCUUCAAGGGGAACAAGGGAAACCAAGCUAUGGUCGAGAAGGGCGUGAUGGAGAAAGAGGCCCACCUGGCCCUGCUGGUUCACCAGGAAUACCUGGACCACCUGGCGCUGCUGGUCCAGCAGGAUAUUGUGAUCCAUCCUCUUGCAGCCUUCAAGCAAUUGCUGCUCCUCAGUCUGGUAAAGACUCCAACAUGAAAGGGCCUUGAACUCACUCUUAAUGCUGUACAACGUUGCUGCCUGCACUUACAACAUGACAUUACAGGAUGGAAUCAUUUGUAAAGGAUAAUAAACAAGGCUUUCAUUCUGAACAGCAGGCAUUAACUUACUUUGUACAUGGGAACCAAAAGGAAACAACAUAUUUUGGAGAAUAUGGUGCUUAUCAAACUACUGCAAGGAGCCCUUCGAAAUCUCACAAGCAGUAAAGAAAAGAAAUAAUUGUUUAAAUAAAGAAAUAUAUCUCACUCUCCUGAGCCACCAUAUAAAUCCCAAGGAACAAGAAAUCUUUUGUCUUCACCUCAACUUUUAGCCACCGCCUUAGUCAUUGUUUAAGAACCCACUGACUGUCCAGCAAAGAUAUAAGCAAGACGCUUAGAAGAUCAUCCUAAUAUAAGGCAGCAGAAAAAUCAACCAUGAAAGCACCAGCAUGUUUUGCAAGCAGAAGCCGCAGUGCCACAACAGCAAGCGACCAAAAAUUGAAAUUAGCCAUUUGCAACUAAGUGCCCCAGCUAAUUAAUAACCCUCUGUUUUGCAUUCUGAUCACUGUAAAUGAAUUCACAUAAAAUGGAGAAACACUUUCUGUAAAAUCUUGCUACACUGAGUAUAAGUAUGCUGUAAAUCUGUAAAUGUGUGAUGUGGGUCAUUCUGACAAUCGAUAUGCCAUGAAAAUGAUUAAAUGGGUAGAACAUUAGCAACACAUUGCCUUAGGCUUGCAUUGUCUUUAUAAAACCGUUUAUACCGACACUUCUUCUUUGUGACAUCAGCAUUGCAAUGUGAUCUUAAAAACAAGAAAUUUUCAAUAUCCCCAUAAUAAAAAUUGUUUUGUAGCUGAGAAUAUUUAUUUUCAUGUGGCAUCUCUGGUUGUACAAAGGAAAGAAAUAAAUACUGUUUUGUAACCCUGUG